CUUCAUAUAUUCCAUAAGAAUUUGUUCUCCAGGUCGCUUUUUUAAAAGCAGCUAUGGUACUAUAAAAAGCAAGAAAGCCUCAAUUUCACUUUGGCAAUAAUUUCACAACUUCUAGAUUUCUAAUCUGCAAUGACAAGUUACAAAAAGAUUGAAGUUCUGUUGGAAGAUCACAGCUCGCAAAAAUGGUGUCUUCCCCUCAAGGAAGAUGUAUUCACAACUUUUCUUGAGAAAGGGAAUCCAGUAGCUCAUAAGAUCUUUGGCGAAGGGUCGUUGUUCAGUCCAUUGCUCUUUGGAAAGUUCUUUGAUCCUUCUGAUGCUUUUCCGCUCUGGGAAUUUGAUGCAGAUGUUCUCUUGUCAAAUCUUUAUGGCUCAAGUGAGAAAAGAACGGUUGAUUGGUUUCAAACAGAUGCAGAUUAUGUCUUGAAAGCUGAAUUACCAGAGUCCGGGAAAAAUAGCAUACAAGUUUGUGUUGAGAAAGGGGAGGUGGUGGAGAUUAGCGGCCAAUGGAGGCAGCAGCAGGAGUCCAGGACAAAAGAUUGGAGAGGCUCCAACUGGUGGGAACAUGGAUAUGUUAGAAGGAUUGAACUGCCUGAUGAUGCAGAUUGGAGGAACAUGGAAGCCUGUGUGACAGAUGAUAGACUUUUAGAGAUUAGAGUUCCCAAGAGCCCUGUAAAUUGUAUACCACCUUAACAAUACAGUACAAAUCAAGAAAAAUGUUUUCUUGCAGUUAAAUUAUUCGACGACUGAAGAUAGAGAUGUUAUGUAUACGUUUGCUGUAAAGAUAGGCUAUCAAGGAAUGUAAUUAGUUUUGCUCUUUAAAUUAAAAGAGACGUGUUUGACUUGGGAAUCAA
This is a messenger RNA of Coffea eugenioides, 851 nucleotides long. Its product is annotated as 21.7 kDa class VI heat shock protein. NCBI's taxonomy places the organism in Eukaryota, Viridiplantae, Streptophyta, Magnoliopsida, Gentianales, Rubiaceae. Bases 130 to 690 code for a protein of 186 amino acids. The record is from RefSeq and is a predicted model, not a curated record. The transcript is spliced from 2 exons.